AUGGCUUUAAGGGUGGACAUAAUAGUUUUCUUCCUUUGCUUUAUCUGUGUUAGCAACAAUUUAACUGAAGCGGACUGGGGAUUAUCUACAAAGGAAGAGUUGGAAUUCAAGAAGCAAUUUCUAAAUCUUGAGAAGUUUGCAAUUAAAAGCAUUCAAAUAGGAGAUGGAGACAUAUAUGAUUGUAUUGAUUUCUACAAACAACCUGGCUUUAAUCAUCCAUUUUGGAAGAAUACUACAUAUGAGGUUGAAAUGAAACGUAAGUUGUUUGUAGAAGGAAGGGGAACCAAUGCGAAUUCACCAUUAAAUACUAGGUUUAAAGGCGUAGGUUGUCCUUAUGGAACAGUUCCGAUUAGAAGAGUCAAUAAAGAUGACUUGGGAAGAGCCAAAAUGCAUCCGACGAAUAUUGAUGAAGAACCUGGACAUCAUUAUGCAAUACUUCGAACAAAAGAUGAUCCCAAUAGAAAGCUUGAUGGAAUUGAAUCUUACUUUCGCUUAUUUAACCCAAGAGGAAUCAUUGGAUCCCAGUAUAGUGCAUUCCGGAUGACAUUAUCAAACGGUCUUGACAGCAUAAAAACAGGUUUCACGGGAAUAUGUGACGGACCAAAUUCAACAAAAUGCCUAUGGACAUUGUACUUUGAUGAUGAGAAUUUUGUAGUUGGUUUUUGGCCCCCAACAUUAUUUAGCAAAUUAAGUGAGUUCGCAAAUCAAGCUGAUUGGGGAGGAGAAGUUUAUAGUCCAUUGGACCAACCUAGUCCUCCAAUGGGCACUGGCAAACUUCCGCGUCAACAGGAUUGGGACACAAUAGAUUUAGCUCAUAGUCGGCGUAUUGCAUGUGCAUAUGAGAAUGCGAAAUUUCUUUUUUCAAAUCCAAUUGAUACAGAGUUGUAUAAAUCUGAUCAAAAUGCAUACAAUAUUAUAGAUGUUGGAUAUGAUGGUGAAUAUUGGGGACGUACGAUUUUAUAUGAUGGUCCUGGUGGAAUCAAAGGAGCUUGA
Corylus avellana is the source of this 993-nucleotide messenger RNA. Lineage: Eukaryota; Viridiplantae; Streptophyta; Magnoliopsida; Fagales; Betulaceae. The record is from RefSeq and is a predicted model, not a curated record.